CUUCCUACAUGCAAAAGCGGAAAUAGAUCGUGUAGUACGCGCACUGCACUGACCGCACUGCAUUCUAGAACCCACAUUUCUUCAUACAUUCCAGGAGAGACGGGUUUUAGUCUAAGGACAUCAGCUGAACCAUGCCUCGUAUUGAGAAUGACAUCAAGCUUGACUUCAAGGACGUUCUGCUCCGGCCCAAGAGAAGCACUCUGAAGUCCCGCAGCGAGGUGGACCUGAUGCGCAGCUUUACUUUCAGAAAUUCAAAAGCAAGCUACCAUGGCAUUCCCAUCGUGGCAGCCAACAUGGAUACUGUGGGAACCUUUGAAAUGGCCGUGGCUCUACACCAGUUCACCCUCUUCACUGCCAUCCAUAAACACUACUCUGUUGACGACUGGAAAGAGUUUGCUGCCAAAAAUCCAGAAUGCCUUCAGAGUUUGGCGGUCAGUAGCGGUACAGGUGAGACGGACUUUGAGAAACUGACGGCCAUUUUGGCAGCAGUGCCUCAGCUGCAUUACAUCUGUGUGGACGUGGCCAAUGGCUACUCCGAGCACUUUGUGCACUUCGUCAAGGAUGUGCGAGGAAAGUUCCCCACUCACACCAUCAUGGCAGGGAACGUGGUCACUGGAGAAAUGGUGGAGGAACUUAUCCUCGCAGGUGCGGACAUCAUCAAAGUGGGCAUUGGACCAGGCUCUGUGUGCACCACACGGAAGAAGACUGGUGUGGGUUAUCCCCAGCUGAGUGCUGUGAUCGAAUGUGCAGAUGCUGCUCAUGGACUUGGAGGACAUAUUAUCUCUGAUGGCGGAUGCACCUGUCCUGGUGAUGUCUCCAAAGCUUUUGGAGCUGGGGCGGACUUUGUGAUGCUCGGCGGCAUGCUGGCCGGUCACGACGAGAGCGGAGGCGAAGUUAUCGAGAAGAACGGCAAGAAGUACAAGCUUUUCUACGGCAUGAGCUCCGACACAGCGAUGAAGAAGCAUGCAGGAGGGGUGGCAGAGUAUAGGGCGUCUGAGGGGAAGACGGUGGAGGUGACCUACAAGGGCCCCGUGGAGGCGACGGUGCGCGACGUGCUGGGCGGCGUCCGCUCCACCUGCACCUACGUGGGCGCGGGCAAGCUGAAGGAGCUCAGCCGCCGCACCACCUUCAUCCGCGUCACCCAGCAGCUCAACACCGUCUUCGGCGACAUCUAGGCCCCUCGAGGAGUCGGAGCGACAGGACGCCGCGUCCGUCACCAAGUCGUCUGUAACUGACCGGAAGUUGGUCAGUGGAGACUGGGGGACUGGUUUUGAACACCAAAGAAAGGGAGUUUAGAUAAAGACCUAAAAGUUCAGUUUUCAACCAACCACCUGUUUAUUGACAUCCAUUAUUACAUUUCUCCUCCUGACCUUCUCCUACUUUUUUUCUGGUUCGACUCACUGACAGACAAGUUAAAUGCUAAUUGUUGUCAAUAUGUUCAAGGUACUCUCGCCUGUACUGGGUUUUGUCUGGCUUCCUUUCUCCUAACUGGAGGGGUUUGAAACUUUUAGGCCUCUCACCUUUUCUCAGUUGUCACAUCUGAGACAAGAGAACUUAACUCAACCAGUCGUCAGUCUGUGCUUCUGUCUGACUUUAGACACAGCCGAAUCUUCAAAUACAGCCUUAUCUUUCCAUUUUAAGUGUUACGGUUUUUCCAAAUAGAUUAUUGACUAUGCAUAUUUCACAUAUUUAACUAGAUGUGUUAUAUUUUAUGAGAUGUCAUUGAGACUGUAAAACUCUACAGUGAUAUUGUCUUUUUAAAAAGUAUGACAUUCGGUCAGGUCGUGGUGAUCAGUCCCCUUUGUGUACAAUUCAACUGUAUUAGUCAAAAAACAAGCAAAGGUAUAUUUAUAUUUAAAAAAAAUAUUAUAAUUUACCUUUAUCCACCAAUCAUCUUUUCUGCCAAUUAUUUCCAUUUAUGAUGCAACUUAGUAAUAGAAAUGCAAACAUGGUUGUAUGAACCAUAAACAGUGCAGUGUUCUCUUUUUUUAGAGAAUUAUUUCAUGAAUGAGUAUGCUGAUGUUGUACCGCUUACUACUGACGCACAAAUGAGAUUUUAUUUCAUCUUUCUUUCUGCACUUUUGGUUUGUUAUAUUACAUUUUUACUUCAUUCCACCAGACACAUCAUUUUCACAUGUCUACAUCAGCACUCCAAUCCAUUCCAUCUGUCCACAAAUAAACAUUCCAUCAGCUGA
Alosa alosa (allis shad) is the source of this 2195-nucleotide messenger RNA. RefSeq names its product guanosine monophosphate reductase 2 (gene gmpr2). Gene Ontology annotation, cellular component: GMP reductase complex. Gene Ontology annotation, biological process: nucleotide metabolic process. NCBI's taxonomy places the organism in Eukaryota, Metazoa, Chordata, Actinopteri, Clupeiformes, Clupeidae. The record is from RefSeq and is a predicted model, not a curated record. Bases 132 to 1175 code for a protein of 347 amino acids. Gene Ontology annotation, molecular function: GMP reductase activity. The transcript is spliced from 10 exons.